Molecule: messenger RNA, 4349 nt
Organism: Saccoglossus kowalevskii
Lineage: Eukaryota; Metazoa; Hemichordata; Enteropneusta; Harrimaniidae
Product: activating molecule in BECN1-regulated autophagy protein 1-like
Biological process (GO): mitophagy; autophagosome assembly
Cellular component (GO): intracellular membrane-bounded organelle; Cul4-RING E3 ubiquitin ligase complex
Molecular function (GO): protein binding; ubiquitin-like ligase-substrate adaptor activity
Source: RefSeq, a predicted model, not a curated record
AUGAGUGUCUCAAGUGACAGCAUUUUACAUAACCUUCUCAGGCGAGAAGUCGGUCUUUUUAGUGGAAAGGAGCAAGGAUUUUUCCACCGAGUUGUCGAAGACAAAGCUGCAAUCUUCUCAACCGAAAACACACCAUGUUACCUUGGAUGUCAUCCGAGGGCUACGUUCUUGAUGUCCUUCAGUCCAGAUGGCACAUUGAUGGCAUCAAGUCAUGGUGAUCACAACAUUCACAUUACUGAUGUACGUACAGGUGAACAUGUGCAAUCCUUGAUGGGUCAUCCAAGAACACCGUGGUGUGUAAGCUUCCAUCCCACUUCCAAUGAGAUCUUGGCAUCAGGCUGUCUUGGUGGUGAGGUUAGAAUAUGGGAUUUACAUGGAGGAAGUGAAAGCUGGACAUCUGAUGAUGAGACAGUGAUAGCAUCACUAGCAUUUCAUCCAACAGAUCAAGUAUUAGCAAUAGCAACAGAUAACAGAAUUUACCUGUGGGAUUGGAGUCAGCCAGCACCAUUUACAUAUGUUAAAACAGCCCUAUCUAAAGAGAAAGUUAGAUUGGUGAAAUUUGAUCCUACAGGACUUAAUAUAUUAACAGGUAUAUCGAAUAUUACAACAGGUGAUAGUGAUGAUGAUUUAGACCUGUCACUGCCUAGGGAAGCAAAUGAGAGAGAUGUGUCUGAAUUUCCACAGAAUACAGAAGAUGCCCACUUAGUGAGGAGACUGAGACUACAACUUACUCGACAGUCUGAUCCAACCGAUGAUCCUCAUACUGUUGCUGAUGCUCUCUUUAACCAUCCCAGUAAUAUAGACGCAGAUCAACAAGCGGCAGCUUCUGUGAGUAAUGUCAGACCUUUGGCCUCACUCAGGAGACAUACACAUGGACCAUUUGCAUAUAACCCGAUGAGAAAUCUGGACUCUGUGUUGUCAGGUACUUCCGAUACUAUCGGGCAGAGUGACUCUAGGAGCUUUUCUGACAGUAUUUCUAAUCAGCCAGUUAGGAGACAUUAUAGUUCAGCAUCAAAUAGUUCACAUGCUAUCGGCCAUUCCCACUAUAGCAGUGGGAUGGCCAGUACAGGAAAUGUAAGUGUUGAUCGCGCUGAAAAUAUAAGUGGGCUAGUAAGGACAGAAAAUAUCACUUCUGAACAUGUUGGAGUCAGUGGUAGUCGAACUAGGACUGAAAAUGGCAGUCAUAAUAUUCGAGUGCCGGCCGAUUUUGGACAAAGUAUAACAGUUACGGCCAGUAUGGGUCCAUCAUCAUCUGAUGCAUCACAGGAAAAUGAAUCGUCAGAGGAUGCUCCCUCAAGUCAAACUGAAAACUCAAAUGCAGAGCCUUUGCAAUCUAAUCUGCAGGUAGGGAACAAUAGUAGUGCACCCACUUCAGGGCUACAGUUGAAUAUACCAGUAAUAAACAUUGAAGUCUCUGCUACUAGUGGUAGAGAAGGAGAAGCGCAGUCCACUUCAUCUACAGCUUCAACGUCAAAUAGAGAGUAUUCCAGCACACCGAGGGGAAGCCCUAAUAGUCCUAGAUUGAAUAUAUCUAUAGUCGUGUCCAGAAACAGAGCAGGUACUACCACUACAACGACUCGUACAAGCAGUAAUUCUGAAGUGGCUGCAUCUUCCAGUGGAAGUGCUGAGAGUACAACAAGGGAAUCAUCAUCACCUUUGCAUUUUGCUGGUCCAGAAAUGCCGAGUGGAGCAAGAACGUUUGCAGUAAGACCAAACAGAAGAGCUGUCACACGAUCAUCACGGCUGAUUUUGAAUCAACAGAGGCGUGCUAUGUCUGACGAAGCAUCAAUGUUGACAUCGCCUCUCGGAUCAGAGAGCAGGAGAGCCAGAAUGACACGAUUUGGGUUCCAUAGAGGUACUGAACGGAGUCGUCUUUUACAUCAUCACCAUCAUUACCACCAUCACCUACAUCAGCAUUACAGUAUUAGUAUCUUUGACGAUACUAAUAGACCGUCACAUGCGUUGCAUUCAGCUAUCAACCGAGCAAUCGCUGGUGCAUUCGCUGGCAGUGGAGAGACUGCUGUAGCUAGCAAUAUUGUCAACACAACCCAUAGACUUCAAUGGUGGGACUUCACUUCAUACAAACUUCCUGAUAUUUCAGAUGCCGAUAACAAUGUUAUAGUAGAAAACUGUAAAAUACACAAUGAUGCCAGUUGUGAUAUCUCCCAGGAUGGUACCAUGAUUGCUGCAUUUGUACCAAGUCAUCGUGGUUUCCCGGAUGAUGGAAUACUGGCAAUAUACUCUCUCCAGGCUGACAGCUUUGGUGAUUGCCUCUACACUAAGAGCUUUGGGCCUAAUGCAAUAUCGGCAAGUAUCUCCCCAACUAACAGAUAUGUUAUGGUUGGUUUGGCAUCAAGAAGACUUCAUUGGCAUGUAACAUCAAAACAGAUGGUGGCUCAGAUUUUCCGGUUGAAACAUGCCUAUGCUGGGGAAGAUUCAUGCCAGCAUAUCCAGAAUGUAAUGCAUCCAUGUGACGUUGAGCGACGGAUGCAUGUCAGUGUCAAUUCAGCAAAGUGGCUACCCUGGCCAGGAUGGGGUGUGGUUUAUGGUACUAAUAGAGGCGAUUUACAUAUAUGUAGAUUAAGGAUGCCGGUCAUUCCAGAGGACCAGCCGACACAUAAUGAUGGUGCAUCAAAUUCUACAAGAAGUGCCAGUCAACAAACUAGGGUACCGGAUAACAUGUAUGCACGGCGGAACAUAGACACUGCAGGACGCGUAAGGGACUAUCAAAUGCUUGGCGUGGUUGGACUUGGACUGGUGUCGCCCCCAGAGACAAAUUCCACUGCCACGCAAACUGUACCCGUGAGAGUACAGAGUACAAGCACUCAGACUGAACAUGCAGUGGGUCAUAGCGGGGACAAUACUAGCAACGUGCAAGCCAGCACAAGCAGCCAUAGCGACACUGGCGAGACCAUACAAAAUAGGACCAGUGAUGAUGGCCAGAAUGACUACCAGUCGAAUAGUUCUUCAGAUGAGGACGGUGAUACAUCAGGUCACGGAUCUGGUGACACAAGCAGUGAUGUAUGGGACAGUACAAAUAAUGACAACCAAAAUGCUGAUGUGGAGUCAGAUGAUGAUCUUUGAAUUUCAUUCUUACAGACAUCCAUGAUAAGCUUAUCUUAUGUCCAAGAAUUGAUGUUGAUAGACACAGUUUCUUGUUUGUGUAAAGCAUCACUUGCCUAGGUCCAUAGAGUAGGAAGUGUGGAUGUUGAGGGCUUUUGUUUGUCAGCAAUACAGUAGCAUUGCCUCUCACAAGAACGUUGAUCGUUGACCAUGUGACAUUAAGCACUAUUUACAUCUCGUGAUUCAACUACGUCUUUCAUUCCUGCCUUCAUAGUGGCAAAGAAUACUAGAACUCAGGUUUUAUGUGUACUUUGUGUAAUAAUAUGUGUGUGCCCACUCCAUCCCUUCAAGCUUUUACAAUGCCAUACUGGUUACUGUGUGAUAGUGGUAUAGCAGUUGGGAUUUCACAUGUAGCUAUACUGUGUAUCUGUGAAAUCAAGAAGUCUUGCCUAAGUUUGAGGAUUUCAUUCAAAUUCUGCUUUCCCACUCACAAGAAUUAACAAAAGGAGCAUAUGCUUUAUUUUUCACACGCAAUCUAGCAUGCUUAAUCAGUUUGCUCCUGAUGAGUAUAAACACGGUGCUGUAGCUGUCAAGAGUUGUAUCCUGUCUUGCCUUGGAAGAAUUUUUAUUUAAAUUGUCUGAUAUAAAUUAUUCUGUGUCCUGGCAAAUGAAUGUACGAGAAAUGUCAAAUUUUGUCUACUUGUAAAUGCAUUAAUUAUUCACUGGGUUUUAUUUUUGCUGAUAAGUAAAAUCCUCUAAAUUAAAUCUACCAGUAUAUGAACAUAUAAAAUAACAAUAAAACUCAUUGUUUUGACAAAUUCGUGAAAUUAAAACACAGUGAAUAUGCUCAAAACAUCAAAAUAGUGAAAUUAAAUGUCAGUGAAGAGAAACGCUUUUACUGUAUGUUGAAUGUUUACAGAAAAAAACAACAAUAGAACACAAUGGAGUCACUUGUCGAGGCGCAGUAAAUCUGUGCACCAUAGAACAUUUGUCAGAAUGUAUAUUUAUAUAUUUUGUUUAUAUACAAUUAAUGUGCCAAAAGUUUGAAAUAGUUUAUACUAUUUGUGUGCAGAUAUUUCUAGGACAAUAGAUUUCACAACAGGGUUUGAAAUUCAUACAUGUAUGUAGUUGAAUAUUCAAAACAUUAAUACAUGCUACUGAAUAAAAGUGUGUGUGUGGUAACAAUAAUUUGCCCUCGGAUACAACAUGUGUGUUGUUAUAGUGUGCAUGAAAUUGUUAUUGACCACAAAUGUGUGGUAUUCAUAAAACCUAAUUUCACAAUUAUA